AAACGUCAAAAUGCUUUUGGUUCACAUGGUGGUACGAUGUACAGUUUGAUAGAUCGUGCAAAUUUUUCCUAUCUUAUUUAGGAUCUAGGGAUUAAUGUAGUGAAAAGUGUAGUGUUUAUAUAUUAUUUUGUUAAAUGUCGUGACAGUGACUAAAAAUGCAGUUUUACAAGGAAAGGAUUCUCAACGCUGCCCAGUUAAAAAGACUCAGUGAACACAAAUAUUCGUGUACUAGUGCUAGUAUAUUAGACGCUUGGCUUCAGCCCUGGUGGUGCUGGUUGGUCUCGAAGACGCCGUUAUGGCUAGCUCCGAAUCUCAUUACCAUUUUAGGUUUAAUAGUCAAUAUAGUCACCACACUUAUUUUGAUUUGGUAUAGUCCAGAUGCCAGGCAAGAACCACCAAGAUGGGCGUGCGCCCUCUGCGCGCUCGGAGUCUUCAUAUAUCAGAGCUUGGAUGCCAUAGAUGGCAAGCAGGCAAGGCGUACUGGUAGUCAGUCGCCCUUGGGUGAGCUGUUCGACCAUGGCUGUGACAGUAUAUCAACUGUCUUCAUAGCCCUUGGUGCGUGUAUAGCUGUGAAGCUGGGAGAAUAUCCUACUUGGAUGUUUUUUCAGUGUUUCUGUGCAAUGACGUUGUUCUAUUGCGCUCACUGGCAGGCGUAUGUAACGGGUACCCUUAAAAUGGGACGUAUUGACGUCACGGAAGCGCAGUACGCCAUCAUCGGAAUACAUCUUGUAUCCGCUGUACUGGGUUCCGAGGCCUGGGCCACUAAGUUCCCGCCUUUCAACAUCAGUUUGAACCUGAUGUCCAAUUACGCAGUUGUGCUGAUGACGGCCACCUUAGUAUUCGGCUACGUUAAAGUCAUAAUGAAGGGUGGAGUUGGGAAAAACGGCUCCACAGUUGCAGGGACAAGCAUCUUAUCACCGGUGAUCCCGUUCUCGCUGGUGGUGGUGCCGGCGUUCAUCAUAUUUCAGAAGAGUGAGUCUCACGUGUAUGAGAAUCAUCCGGCCCUUUACAUCCUCGCAUUUGGAAUGGUAGCCGCUAAAGUUACGAAUAGACUUGUGGUGGCUCAUAUGACGAAGAGCGAGAUGGAGUACUACGACUGGUCGCUUCUUGGUCCAGCCAUGCUUUUCUUAAACCAGUACUUCAAUAAUGCGAUACCAGAGUACUACGUACUUUGGCUUUGUACAAUAUGGGUGGUUGCGAAUUUAAUGAGAUAUUGCGGACAGAUAUGUCUCGAGAUAUGCGAUCAUCUCAAGAUCCAUCUGUUCCGCAUUCCCUACCCCCCCGCGCCGCUCAGCAUGCCGACGUCGCCCAAACAUGCUGAACGAAACGCAACGAGCGACAGUGAGAAAUCCGAAACCGAAGACUCAGCGCCUUUGAUAAAUAACAACAGUAUUAGUUUAUAACAACUUAACAUAAUUAUUUAUUAGUUAAAAA
Molecule: messenger RNA, 1434 nt
Organism: Vanessa atalanta (red admiral)
Lineage: Eukaryota; Metazoa; Arthropoda; Insecta; Lepidoptera; Nymphalidae
Gene: bbc
Product: cholinephosphotransferase 1
Exons: 8
Coding region: 156-1403 (415 amino acids)
Biological process (GO): phosphatidylethanolamine biosynthetic process
Cellular component (GO): Golgi apparatus; endoplasmic reticulum membrane
Molecular function (GO): ethanolaminephosphotransferase activity; diacylglycerol cholinephosphotransferase activity
Source: RefSeq, a predicted model, not a curated record